GAGAGCAGAGCGUCUCUAAUGAGGUCUCAGUGUUGGAGGGGGGGCACAUGGGAGGGGGAAGUCAGCUGGACUGCAUAUAUAAGCGAGUGCUCCACACACAGAAGGGAAAACAGAACAGGGGAGAGAACUGACUGAGAAUAAGUACUCAGAGAAGGACUGAGAGAUAUCUGACUGAGAAGUACUUUGAGAAAGGGGUGAGAAUAGAGAGGGACUGAGAGAGAAAGGAGUUUACUCACAUGGAGGGGGUCCAGGCAAACGGAGAGGUGCAUGGGCACCACCACCAACAGCAGAACCAGAGCCAGCAUCAGCAGCAGCAGCAGGAGGUGGAGGAGACGGCGCCACUCUCAGAGCAGGAGAUGGACCUCAUCCAGGACACAUGGGCCAUCGUCUUCCAGAACAGCGAGGCAGCUGGGGUUGCUGUGCUCAUCAGACUAUUCACCAAGUUCCCUACGUCCAAGCAAUACUUUAAGGACUUCAAAGACAUGGAGGACCCAGACGAGAUGGCUGGCAGUGCCCAGUUCAAGAAGCACGCGGUGCGGGUGAUCAACGCCAUCAACACCCUGGUGGAGAACAUCCACAACGGCAGCAAGGUGGCCUCCAUACUCACCAUGGUGGCCAAGGGCCAUGCUGUCCGGCACAAGGUGGACCCCGUCUACUUCAAGUUCCUCGGAGGCGUGAUCCUGGAGGUGCUUGUGGAGGCGUUCCCCGACACCUUCCAGCCCGCGGAGGUCCAAGGGGCCUGGUCAAAACUCAUGGUGGUGCUCUACACCCAUGUGACUGGAGUGUAUGCAGAGCUGGGGCUUCUGAAGGCUCUGCAGCAAGAGCACUGACACUCGGCUCGGCUCAGCUCUGACGCGUUUUGGUUGGAGAGGUGUGGUGGUGGGUCUUUAAUCCCACAUGAUGUGACACCAAAGUCUCACUGGAGCUGUGGAGGUGAGAUGGACGGAACACAGAUGAUAACCCCCCCCUCCAAGUGUUUGCAGAGGGAUCAGAAAAGACGGUUACGGUCAAACGGUCACAGUGUGGGGUCUACUUCCUUCUUGUACCAGCAUCACAUGCAGCACCUUGAAUGGACCUUUCCCAUGCUACUGACCAAGCUAUGGAACACUGAACUGGAAUGGCGUGGCUUGGUGUUAUUCAGAAAGGCGUGUCUGCAUCUCUGACUCGCUCUCUUAGUGUGUGGGUGGUGGUGGUGUGCAUGUCUGCGUUUGUGCGUGUGUGUAUGGUUUGUGGUGUGUGGUGUGUGUCCGUGCAGAACUGGGUGUGGGUGUCGUGCAGGACAGUGUGUGUGUGUGUGCAAAGAAUCCUUAAUUCACAGGAAUUUUCUACUGCCUCUUUUUUUCUACUUGGUGUUUCUAUGGUGCCAGACCAAUCUUCAUGGAUCAAAUCACAGAGACAUGAACAUAAUUGAUAAUUGUCAGCGCAAUUUGUAAGACCCGAAAUGGCAGCAAACAAUAAUAUGUAAUCAUCCAAAGUUCUGUCUGCAGCCUACAGAAACUGUAUUAUAAUACAUGUAUAUAUAGUACAUAUAUAAAGCAAUAUUUUCAGAAAAAGUGUAUUCAUUUCCCAUGGCAACCACUUGUUAUCUGUUAUGUGCACUGUAGCAGUUUAUCUUACUCUCCCCAUUCAAGGUGUGAUGAGAGAAAAAUGCUUUUUUGUAUUUUGUUAAAACAUUUCCACGUCCACAUUCCUGAGGCUGCACUGCGUGCCAGUUGAAGAGCGAUAAGAUCUGGGAUGGAUGACGCAUUUCUUUUUUUUUUCGGUUUGGCGGUGAACAUGGCCAUAAAGUAACAAAGUGUAAUUUUUAUGUUCAAACAACGUCUCCUUUUGUAUCAUUAUGAAGCAUUCCACGACUUAAGUGGUGUGCUUCAGUAUAGGCAACAGACCACUACAAAUCUGAAAUGUAUUUUGAUUGUGUACAUAACUUUAGCUCGAGCGGCGGUUGGAUCUUGAUAGCACACAUUGAUGUUAUCUUGUCAUGUUGUUGUAAAUCUCAAUUUUUGUGCAAAGUGUUAUUUAAACAGGGAUUUGUGGAUACCUUGCCAUUUGAGUUGUUCAUUGAGAAACGUUUGCAGUUAAUGUUGGUAGGAGAAUAUUAUGUUAAAUGAUCUACAGUACUGCACUACUUUAGUCACCAUUAUUUUCUGUACAAUCAUCACUCAUGUCUCCUUAUCACCGUUAAACUAUGUACCUAUAUGUGGGAGUGCUUUCUGUCUUGGAAAAGGAAGGGGUGACAUAUUUUCACAAUAAAUGUUUCCCAGCAGCA
Molecule: messenger RNA, 2266 nt
Organism: Engraulis encrasicolus (European anchovy)
Lineage: Eukaryota; Metazoa; Chordata; Actinopteri; Clupeiformes; Engraulidae
Product: cytoglobin-1-like
Exons: 4
Coding region: 237-830 (197 amino acids)
Biological process (GO): oxygen transport
Molecular function (GO): oxygen binding; iron ion binding; oxidoreductase activity
Source: RefSeq, a predicted model, not a curated record